CCAUUUCAUAUAUCAAAAUCAAUCUCCCAAUUUGACUUCUCUUAGGGUUUUCUUCAUUUCUUCACAAAAAACCAAAAUUUGUAGAUUUAUUCUUCACCUAGAUUUACUCUAUAUAUAAUUUCUCUGUACAUACUAUUCUCCAAAAAUUUCAUUUCUUCUUUGUAAAAAACCAAAAUUUCCAAUUUUUUCAGUUAGGGUUUGUAAAAAAAAAUUCAGAUUUGUUUGAUUUUUCGGAUUUAAAAGUUACGGGUUUUGAUUUUUGGUUGGAUUUGACAAAAGGGGUUCAAAAAAAGGUUGGAUUUUGAUUUUUGAUGAUGGCUGUACCUACAAUUGCACUCUAUGCAAGUCCACCAAGUUCUGUAUCUCAUCCAUGUUCAAUUAAUUCUUCUCAUUCAAACUCUGACUAUGAAUUGAUGAAUUCUCGUUGUUGUUCAUCAUCUCCAUCAUCUUCUUCAUCAUCACAUAAACCGGUAACUGGUGGCCUUUCCCUUUUGUUUAGUUCCAAUUCCGUUCGUCAUUCAUCUUCAACAUCAGCAAGCUUUAAUAAUGGAGGUGAUGAUUUAGGAUCAGGGUUAGGAUUAGAUUUAGGAUCUUCAUUUAAGUAUAACAGUAGUAGUAGUAGAGAUCAUCAUAGUCCUGUAUCUGUGUUCCAAGGUCCUGUUUCAGGUAGUAGUGUUGGUUCUUCUGCCUCGUCUUCCAGGAGUUCUCCGAUGAGAAUUUCAUCGUCUUCGAGUGGAUUGUUUAAUGGGUUCGUGAGAAAUGCUAUAGAUUCUGCUUGUCUUGAUUAUGAUUCACGAAGUUUCGGCAUAGAAGAAUCUACUUUUGCUACUACUAGUGGUCUGGUUGAUGAGCUUACUUUUAGUAUGGAAGGUAAUUUUAGUGUUGUUGAUCCAUAUGUUAAAGAAUUACUAGUGAAUGCUCAAUCAAGGCAUAAGAUUUUCUAUGAAGAUAUUGUUGUUAAAGCAUUUCAUGAAGCUGAGAAAGCUCACCGAGGACAGAUGAGAGCAAGUGGUGACCCAUAUUUGCAGCAUUGCCUUGAAACUGCGAUGUUGCUUGCUACGAUUGGUGCUAAUCCUACAGUGGUUGCAGCUGGGUUACUUCAUGAUACACUUGACGAUUCUUUUAUGAGUGUUGAUUAUAUUGUUAGUACAUUUGGGGAUGGAGUUGCUGAUCUUGUUAAAGGGGUAUCAAAGCUGAGCCAUCUGAGCAAGCUUGCACGUGAGAAUAACACUGCAAACAAAACUGUUGAGGCAGAUCGCUUACAUACCAUGUUUCUUGCAAUGGCAGAUGCAAGGGCCGUUCUCAUCAAACUUGCAGAUCGUAUGCAUAAUAUGAUGACACUAGAGGCUUUGCCUCCGGCCAAGCAAAAGAGGUUCGCGAAGGAAACUUUAGAAAUUUUCACUCCAUUGGCCAAUCGCCUUGGGAUCUCUAGUUGGAAGGAUCGCUUGGAAAACAUGUGUUUCAAGUAUCUCAAACCAGACCAGCACGAUUUACUGUCCUCCAAGCUUGUGAAGUCCUUUGAUGAUGAAAUGAUUACUUCUUCAGUAGAAAAAUUGGAACAAGCUCUCAAGGAUGGAGCAGUUUCUUACCACGUUUUAUCUGGGCGGCACAAGAGCUUGUAUAGCAUUUAUUCCAAGAUGAUAAAGAAGAAGCUAUCAAUGGAUCAAAUCCACGACAUACACGGGUUAAGAGUGAUUGUUGAGAACGAGGAAGACUGUUAUACCGCACUUAAGAUUGUUCAUCAGCUAUGGCCUGAAGUGCCUGGAAAGUUUAAAGAUUACAUAAUCCAUCCCAAAUUCAACGGGUAUCAAUCUCUUCAUACUGUGGUAAUGGGGGAAGACAUGUUUCCUUUGGAGGUUCAAAUCCGAACAAAGGAGAUGCAUUUACAAGCUGAGUGUGGGUUUGCUGCUCACUGGAUGUAUAAGGAAGGUGACACUGCAUAUUCUUCGUAUGUACUUCAGAUGGUGGAAUGGGCUCGGUGGGUAGUCACUUGGCAGUGUGAGACCAUGUCAAAAGAACAAACUUCUUGCAUCGGUGAUGCUGAUUCCAUCAGGCCAGCUUGUCCUUUCCCUUCACAUUCAGAUGACUGUCCCUACUCUUACGCGCCUCAAUGUACCCAAGAUGGUCCUGUUUUUAUCAUCAUGAUGGAGAAUGAGAAGAUGUCAGUGCAGGAAUUUCCAGCAAACUCGACUGUAAUGGAUUUGCUGACACGAGUAGGCCGCGGAAGCUUGAGGUGGUCUCCCUCUCCCUACCGGUUCCCCAUGAAAGAAGAGUUGAGGCCAAGGAUCAACCGUGAACCUGUGACUGACCUAUCUCUCAAACUCCAAAUGGGAGAUGUAGUUGAAUUGACUCCGACAAUACCUGAUAAAUCUCUUACAGAAUAUAGAGAGGAGAUCCAGCGUAUGUAUGACCAAGGCCGUGGCCGUUAUGCGGUUUCAGGCAGUAGGGCUGCUUCAAGUAGGGUUGGUUGGUGACGUUAACACAUCCUAACACCCUCCUCCUCAGUAUAUAUAUUUGUAAUCAGUUCAUAAGAACAUCCAUUCAUUUUAUACUGCUCUGAAAUUAGAGGUAACAAAUACGUUACGCGAGAAGGUUGUUUCAUUUGUAUAUAUAUAAAAAUGAAAACCCUGUACAGUAAACAUUCUAUUUCUUGAUUAUUGCACGCAAGGAAUGGUUGCCAUUGUAGGAGCUUUAUUUUUCAUCCCAAAGAAAUGAAAUUUUCCAAGUUCUGUUAAAA
Molecule: messenger RNA, 2737 nt
Organism: Papaver somniferum (opium poppy)
Lineage: Eukaryota; Viridiplantae; Streptophyta; Magnoliopsida; Ranunculales; Papaveraceae
Product: probable GTP diphosphokinase RSH2, chloroplastic
Exons: 6
Coding region: 312-2474 (720 amino acids)
Biological process (GO): guanosine tetraphosphate metabolic process
Cellular component (GO): chloroplast
Source: RefSeq, a predicted model, not a curated record